Molecule: messenger RNA, 1233 nt
Organism: Colias croceus (clouded yellow)
Lineage: Eukaryota; Metazoa; Arthropoda; Insecta; Lepidoptera; Pieridae
Exons: 1
Coding region: 1-1233 (410 amino acids)
Molecular function (GO): catalytic activity
Source: RefSeq, a predicted model, not a curated record
AUGGCAGCGGAAUUAAAUUACUUUUUACCCCAGGAGGGUACCAACCUUCACAGUGUUGGAGAAUCCCUUCCUGAGCAUUCAUGCUCGGGCUGCCCUACGUACUCUGGGGAGGGCAAAAUCCCGCUCAAGAAUACCACCAAGCGCAAACGAGCACAUAAGUCUAUGCCACCUUCAUUGUCCGUAGAUUUCUGCAAUGUGAGAGGCCUGCAUUCUAACCUGAAUCCCGUCCAUCACCACCUAGAGACAGAAAAGCCGGCAUUGUUGUUUCUUACAGAGACACAAAUUUGUCCACCCUCCGACACAACAUAUCUCUGUUACCCAGGAUACAAACUGGAGCACACUUUCAUCCCACGAGCUGGUGUGUGUGUGUUUGUGAGGGAGGAUAUUUGCUAUCGUCGCCUUGUCGGUCUUGAGGGCACUGACCUAUCAAUUAUCUGGCUCCGUGCGGACUGUGGUGACCAUCCCCGCAUCUACGCGUGUUUGUAUCGGUCACAUAGUGGUGAUGCAGAAACCGACCGUCUCAUCGAGCACAUCCAAACAACGGCUGAUGCAGUACAUGAGCAGAUCCCCUCAGCAGAAAUAAUUAUCUUAGGUGAUUUUAAUGCCCAUCAUACCCAAUGGUUGGGUUCACGUACCACUGAUCAUGCGGGGAGAUCUGUACACAACUUCGCGAUGUCUUACAGUCUUACGCAACUGGUCUCCUCAAUAACGAGACUACCCGACAUUGCUGACCACACACCCUCUAUACUAGACCUUCUGUUGACCUCCCAUCCGGCUAAUUAUCAGGUAAAAGUCGAAGCCCCUCUGGGGACUUCAGAUCACUGUUUAAUUCGGAGUACAGUGCCAAUCUUGCGUUCAUCACGGCCCCGUUCACUUGGGAGCCGCCGCGUUUGGCACUAUAGGUCAGCAGAUUGGGAUGGGAUGCGGGAAUUUUUUGCAUCCUACCCUUGGAAGCAAGUCUGCCUUGCACCUGAUCCUAGUGACUAUGCUGACUCAGUUGCGGAUGUGGUGCUUCAGGGAAUGGAACUUUUCAUUCCAAACUCUGUAGUACCCGUCGGCGGUAAGUCCCAGCCCUGGUAUGGUCGUCCUUGCAAAAUGGCUGCUCGCCUGAAGCAAGAGUGUUUCCAUGCAUGGGCAGAAGCAAUGUCUAAUAAGGAUCCAAAUGCUAGUGCUCUCAAAAAACGGUACAACUCUGCUGCCAGGGCAUACAAGAGGAAAAUAUCCACAGCAUAG